AUGACAUCAGCGCCGCCUACUCAGAGGUAAUGUGCCGGCCCUUUUCAGAUUUUCAAAGGAUUUCAGUAAACAAGUGCAAUUGCAUAAAAUCGAAGACAUCGCGUAUUCGGACUCCGACACGGUUCCAGAGUUUUCGAACAAAGAUGGAUCGAGAGAAAGUGUGCAUCCGGACAGACAAUAUCAAUUAAUGAUGGUCCGAGUGCAGGACCAUCUGCCGGAAUCCCAGAUGAGGAUGGCGACGGAGACGGUGAGCGGCGAGCUGAAGUGCACGUGGAAGAGCCCUUCGGCGAGUCUGUUCGCAUUCUUCGCCGCUCCGCACCUCCCGAUCCUUCAGCUGGCGCACGCGAUCGCAAAGAAACAGUGCGGGGAUAAGGCGACGCUCCGCUCGAGCCAGUGCUUUGCGGAGCCGAAGAACGAAAAGUUUCUGAUUGCGAAGGAAACCGAACUGAAGAAUCUGAAGUUUGAGCUGAUUUUGGGAGCCAACCGGUUCGGAUGGGAGAAGACGGAGACGCCGAACGACAUCUCGAAACGGAUCCACAAUACUUUUUCCGAGUCGGUCCAUCCUCGUUCCCAAUCCGAUAUAAUCUGUCGUUUCAGAGUGAUGCGGAUCUUCCCGAACGUCGUCCUUUUUCUCGGACCGAUCGCCUUCGACACCCUGUUCGAAAUACUCGAUAAGCAGAAACGGAAAUCCACGUCAGCAACGAAGCCAGGCGCCGUUGUCGUCGAGAAUUUCCGAAAGGAAAACGAGAAGUGGUCACGCAUUCAGAAGUCAGGAUCCAACUCGAUCUCCGUUCCGCUCAAGCCUUAUGUUUGA
This is a messenger RNA of Caenorhabditis sp. 36 PRJEB53466, 814 nucleotides long. Lineage: Eukaryota; Metazoa; Nematoda; Chromadorea; Rhabditida; Rhabditidae. The record is from the annotation of a GenBank genome assembly.